AUGGUGAUAAAGCACGACGCUACAAACUCCCACUCGAGUAGUAGUAGCGAUGACCCUAACCUUGACCAUGAGCACCCCCGCCAGAAGUCUUGCUAUAACAAGGAGGACGACGAUAGUAGUGGAAAUGGUGGCGCAGAUAGUAAGACUGGUGAGUCUGGAGAGUCUGGUGGAGAAGAUGGUGAGACUGGUGAGGGUGGAGACGUAAUGGAUGUCGAUGAGGCAGUUGGCGACGGUGACGAUGCCGGUAAACAGAACAAGCCUGCCCUGUCAUCCAUUCUCCAUCAUCUUUAUCUAUCAUUUCCAACCUCUCAUUCUCUCCCUUCUAACCCCUCUUUCUCUCUUUACCUUUUUGAUCUCUCUUUCAUCCUCCCCUCUCCCCUCGUCGUAAGCACUCACGAAUACGAAGACGCAAGCUAG
This is a messenger RNA of Colletotrichum paranaense, 417 nucleotides long. RefSeq lists its product as uncharacterized. The record is from RefSeq and is a predicted model, not a curated record. The transcript has a single exon. Bases 1 to 417 code for a protein of 138 amino acids. Lineage: Eukaryota; Fungi; Ascomycota; Sordariomycetes; Glomerellales; Glomerellaceae.